This is a messenger RNA of Syzygium oleosum, 1042 nucleotides long. Its product is annotated as aquaporin SIP1-1-like. The coding region runs from base 94 to 816 and encodes 240 amino acids. Gene Ontology annotation, biological process: transmembrane transport. Gene Ontology annotation, cellular component: membrane. The record is from RefSeq and is a predicted model, not a curated record. NCBI's taxonomy places the organism in Eukaryota, Viridiplantae, Streptophyta, Magnoliopsida, Myrtales, Myrtaceae. Gene Ontology annotation, molecular function: water channel activity. The transcript has a single exon.
UCCAUUUCUUCCUUUCCUUCUUCCUUCCUCCUUCCUCCUCCUCCUCCUCUGUUGGUUCUUGGCACUGCCUUGGAGCUCUCAAAAACCAAAGCCAUGGGCCUCCUCAGAUCGGCGGCGGGCGACGCCGUCCUCACCUGCCUCUGGGUCACCAGCGUCUCCACCGUCGGCACCCUCACCUACCUCGCCGCCACCGCCCUCUCCGUCCCGCCCCAGUCCGCCGCCGGCCUCCUCCUCACCACCGCCCUCGUCGCCGCCCUCGUCCUCCUCUUCAGCGUCCUCGGCGCCCUCCUCGGCGGCGCCAGCUUCAACCCCGCCACCACCGUCGCCUUCCGCGCCGCCGGCCUCCGCCCCGACGCCUCCCUCCUCUCCAUGGCCGCCCGCUUCCCCGCCCAGGCCGCCGGGGGCGUGGCCGGCGCCAACGCCAUCCUGCGGCUGAUGCCGGCCGCGUACAGGCACAUGCUGCGGGGCCCGUCGCUGAAGGUGGACCUGCACACGGGCGCCGCCGCCGAGGGCGCGCUGACCUUCGCCAUCAGCCUCGCCGCCCUGGUGAUCUUCGUGAAGGGGCCGAGGAGCCUGCUGGUGAAGGUGUGGCUGCUGGCGAUGGCGACGGUGGGGCUGGUGGUGGUCGGGUCGAGCUACACCGGGCCGGCGAUGAACCCGGCGAACGCGUUCGGGUGGGCGUACGUGAACGACCGGCACAACACGUGGGACCAGUUCUACGUGUACUGGAUCUGCCCCUUCGUGGGUGCGGUCUUCGCCGGUUGGGCGUUCAAGCUCCUGUUCCCAGUCCAGAAACCCAAGGAGAAGAAGGCCUGAAGAAAGAACACACGAGGAACAAAAAAAGGGGGUUCGUCUUUUCCGUCGAUUCUUGCUCUUCGAUCUCUUCACCUUGUCGAUGUGAACAAUCGAAUUCGAAAGGGACAAAUCCCAACCGCCAUUAACGCAUGUGUAGAAGCUUUGGGUGACUGUAGUCUAGAACAGAGCGAGCUUUUGAACACCGCGCAGGUUCUGAAAAGCGAAAAAUGAAAAACCCAUCGUCCCA